AACGUCAGAAUCGUAUCUCUCGGGGGGUCACUGCAAACGCCUACCUGCAACGGAACAGUUAUCUCGCGAGACGACGGGUCCCCAAAAGGCACAAACCUAGCGCAAAGGUUGGCUGUGAAGGUAGAUUCAGGGUGCGGAAGUGGCUUUGUGGUGCCACCUCUAACCGCUCAGAGGUUAACCCCGAUUCUACACGGAAAACUAGGCCUUGGCUGCUAUGGAAGGGCAGCAGGAGCAAGAGAGCCACGCAACCCUAGCCCUCGCCCAGGCUCAUUUCAACAAGGGCGAGUACGCGGAGGCCGAAGCGCUAUACUCCGCUUACAUUCGCCAGUGCGCCUGCGUGUCCUCCAGCGGCUUGAGUCCCGGGAGCAAAUGCAGCCCUGAGGAUUUGGCUACUGCAUAUAACAACAGGGGGCAAAUCAAGUACUUCAGGGUUGAUUUUUAUGAAGCCAUGGAUGACUACACAUCUGCCAUAGAAGUCCAACCCAAUUUUGAAGUUCCAUAUUACAACAGAGGGUUGAUACUGUAUAGGCUGGGAUAUUUUGAUAAUGCUUUGGAAGAUUUCAAGAAGGUAUUAGACUUAAAUCCUGGAUUUCAAGAUGCUACUUUGAGCUUAAAACAGACUAUUGUAGACAAAGAAGAAAAACAAAGAAGAAAUUUUGAAAAACAUUGAAAUUUGUAACUUAAUUCCUUACCUCUGCAUCUAGUUAUCAGUAAUUUAAAAUAGAUAUUGAGCUAUUUUGAUUUAUAUUUAAGAAAUUUAUACAUUAGCAUUGAAAGUUAAUGUGUUUAAGGUAGUUAAUUUCAGGUUUAAUGUUUUUUUUAUGAAGUGUAAAUACCAAUGUAUAUGUGUAUAUUAUUAAAUAUUACAGUAAAAAGGAAUGUGUGGUGUUUUCUUCAGUAAAACUAUUUUUGUGAUUUUUUUUAUUCUCAACUUUUUAUUUUAAAAAUGUUAUAUCUGCAGAAAAGUUGAAAGUAUAAUGAAAUACAAAUUCUUCAAUUAGAUUCAUUAGUUGUUAACAUUGUGCCACAUUUGCUUUUUCUCUAUAUUUAAAUAUAUAACUUUUUGCUGAACCCUUUGAAAAUAAGGUGCAGAGAUCACAGUACUUUGCCUUUAAAUAUUUCAGCCUACGUUUUCUGAAAUUGACGACAUCCUCCUUUAUAACCACACCACCAUUAUAAUACCUAAUAAAAUAAGUAAUUCUGUAAUGUCAGCCAUUC
Messenger RNA from Sapajus apella (tufted capuchin), 1218 nucleotides. It is a transcript of the gene TTC32, whose product is annotated as tetratricopeptide repeat domain 32. Gene Ontology annotation, molecular function: protein binding. The transcript is spliced from 3 exons. Bases 215 to 670 code for a protein of 151 amino acids. The record is from RefSeq and is a predicted model, not a curated record. Lineage: Eukaryota; Metazoa; Chordata; Mammalia; Primates; Cebidae.